Messenger RNA from Anopheles cruzii, 2315 nucleotides. RefSeq names its product proteoglycan 4-like. The transcript is spliced from 2 exons. Lineage: Eukaryota; Metazoa; Arthropoda; Insecta; Diptera; Culicidae. The record is from RefSeq and is a predicted model, not a curated record. The coding region runs from base 93 to 2204 and encodes 703 amino acids. Gene Ontology annotation, molecular function: actin binding.
GAGGUCCUUCAAAUCGGUUGUGCAUCGGUGCGUGAUUUGCAUCUAAUUGGCGUCACAUAUUAGUGCGCUGCCGGUAUCCGGUGUGACAAACAAUGAUUUCGACCACUCCGCCGCCACCACCGCCGCCACCAACUCCAGGGCACACCAGCUCCCUGGGGCCACUGACGCCUUCGAGUGGGGCCGCUUCACCAUCGCCAACGAGACACCAGAAUGGAACUUCGCCGGGGGGCGAUCAGUCGGAUUUUAACGACCAGCUGAUGGCCGCCAUCCGUAGCGGAAUCAACCUGAAACCGACGAAAACGAACGAUCGCAGCACACCGGGCUUCAUCCAACGAUCGAACGGUGUUUUGGAUGAAAAUGGCAAAGGAUCGUGCGAUUCUCCGGUGACCCCGGCCGACGACAAGGCGAUCGACGUGAUGAAGGAUGCCCUGCAGGCGGAACUGCGCAGCACGCUGAAGCGAAAGAUCAAACGCCAGGACAUGGAGGCGGGAGACGGGACGAAAAACGAAGAAAUCGAACGGGCGAUCGAAGCUACGCGCAGCGAAGUGCAGCUCAAAGUGAACGGCCCAUCGGUUUCGCCGGUCAACGAUACCCCGCGGGUGGAGAACCCACUGAAGACGAUUGUCGACGUGAUCGACCGGGAGCGUGGGGCGGUCUUCGCAAAUACGCAACCAAGUCCUGUGGCGGUAAAGAAAGUGAACGGUCCUGCAACGCGACCGGCAGCCAAUGGGAUCGCGUUACCCACGAAGGCUCCCCUUUCGAAUGGAAAGCCAACGGCAAUUACCAUUAGCCCUACGCCGUGGAAGAAAAGUGUUCCAGUGUCACCGGCGCCUGUUGCGGACAGUGUGAAGCCUCAGAGUGUAGCUUCUAGUUCGAUCAAAAUUGUACCUACCGUUUAUCCGAGCCGUCCUGAGGCUACCAACGGAACGGACAAAAGUAACGGCCUCUCGGUGAAAAGUCAGACAGCUCAGAGCAUGAACACUCCACCGAAGUCUCCAUUGGCUGUGGCCACUCAGACCACCACUAGUCCCAUAGUAGCUUCCCCGAAAGCUACUACUGUUCCCACGACAGUGACCAGCAGCACGGUUAUGUUCACGAAUGGUGUUCCAGCGGCAUCCAGCACACUCCCCAAAGCCAAUGGAACUGCCUCCCCGAAGGUGGUCCUUUCACCCAGAACGACACCGGCUGCUUCCCCGGGCCCGUUCAGCAAACCAGCGAAUGGCCAUGCGUACUCAAAUACCCUGCCACGGGUGAAAGACACAAGAACACAGGCCCGUAUCGGCGGUCCGUACGCAAAAACUGUGUCGCCUCCGUCCAAUCCUGCGGCCAAUCGAACGGUAAUCGUCUCGAUCGGUAGCUUUACCGAUAGUCCAAGGCCUUCGAACAACUUGGCGAAGCAAAUGGAACCACUGACCAUCGACACAACGUCGAACGGUACGGGUAGCUCAACCGGUGGCACGUCUUCACCGGCGACUCCGAAGGAGCUGCUGUCUCCGCAGGUGCGCAGUGGAACGGCUUCGAUAAGACCCUCCCAGAUCCGAACCCUGACCAAGGCGGGUAGCAGCGUGAGCCACACGGACAUACUGGAAACAUCGAAACCGAUCGCCAAGCUGCCGGUCUCGCUGCUUGAACCGGUUCCGGUUCUAACGGCAGCGGCAGCCGCGUCCCCUCCACCACCAGCAUCACCACGGGGCCCGAAACCGGCCUCACCAACGGUUGUGACGCCCCCUGCCAACGGACAACGCACCAACGUCUUCGAGAAGGCAACGAAGGACACGAAAAGUCCGCUCAACCGCUGGAAUGACGGGAGCGCGGCGUCGGGUACGGCACGCAAACUGCUGAUCUCGCACGGGCGGCCAAACUUUACGGUCAAGCGCACCAACUCGCGCCAAGGAUUCGACGCGGACGUCCCGGACAGCAAGACCGACGGCGCCGUCAAGCCCGUGUUUCGCAUUCUGACCGAUCUGGAGAAGUUCGAACAGGAACAGGAUCCGCCCCAGCAGCAGCAACCCCCGAACGGGCAGCAAUACGUGUCGUUCGCGAAGGACCUUUCGAAAGCACCGAACAACUAUCCGGAUGUGGUGAUCGUUACCAAGACGGUCCCCAACACGUCCCAGGCCCCAGUUGAUCCCUUUCUGGCAACACUGAAGGACAUCAAGAUCGACAUUGGCGAGAUGAAGGUGGUCAACGCGAAAGACUCUUGAAGAACUGAUUUUCGGCAUACUUUAGGGCGGGCAAAACGGUCCACCAAAGGACCGCUGGAAGCAAUACUAGGUGUAGACAGCUGUAGCUUAUAAAGUUCUGUUUUUUUUAUG